Messenger RNA from Schistosoma intercalatum, 1443 nucleotides. The record is from the annotation of a GenBank genome assembly. Lineage: Eukaryota; Metazoa; Platyhelminthes; Trematoda; Strigeidida; Schistosomatidae.
AUUUAUCAAUGUCAUGCGCACAAGUUGACGAUGGCGGUGUUUAGUAUUGACCACAUGCGCGUUUAGUCAUCUUACGGAUUGUUUACACAUAAAUAUAAUGGCUAAACACAAUCAUUUAAGUUUUUGCAACAGAUUCGCCAAUAAGUCCAACCCAAUAUAUUUUUCGAGCUAGCGUCUUCACCGAUUCGUUAUACAACAAAUGUGCCAGUGAUGAUAGCACUCUAUUCUCAUCGUCUUGUCUAUUUAUUGCUCGGACGAAGUUUGAACACGGCAUCUACUUUGAUUCAACCUCAUAUAACAGCUAAGCAUCGUGGAAUAAUUGAGUCAUGCUGCACCAUCGAAGUUACGACCGAUCGACUAAGCUAUGCGUCUUUGUGCUUGGAUCCUGAAAAUAAAAAUUCAGUUAUUCUUUCCAGCUGGAACAGCCUUUCGCUCAAUUUGCCUUCUGGAAAGGAAUUCAGACCGUACAUGUGUUCCUCCAUGGCAUAUAAUUGUUCUAAUAUAAUUAAAGACAACAUUCUAUGUAGUAACUAUCUUGGAGCAAGUACUGAUGUUAUUCUCCGGCCUAUCGCACCAUUGUCAACUUCUUCAUGUACUACAAUCCAUAGCUUAGAUAUUCGUAAUGUUCAUCAAGCUGUAAUCAUGGGUUAUCUUCUAGCAUUUUUAUCAUCCAAUAUUAACAAUACACCAACAAGUCAAUUAUCCAUAUCAACUAAUUGUCCAUCAAUAGAAACUUUAGUAAAAUGGACUAAUCAAUCAACUAAUCGUUGGACAACUUAUUUAAGUCAUCAAAUGUUUAAAAAUCAAUCCAAUAUUACGUUCUCUUUUCUUCCUGUGAAAUCUAAUCAUUUAACAAAUAUAUCAGCCCCAAUAAAAACUAUACAUAAUAAUAAUAAUAAUAAUGAUUCGUCAGAUAUCAUUCAAAUACGUGUAGAAUCUUCACAAUUGUUUUCAAUUUAUAAAUGUUUCAAUUCUAAAAAUCACGAACAUAUUAGUACUGUACAGUUUUUACUGGCUCGAUGUUUGUUUACAUGCAUGUAUCAUCUGUUAAAGGACAGGUAUUCGAUGAUGGUUUAAAGUCAUUACUAUUACUUUUUGUAUUUAUUAUUACCCAUUUUCUGUAUAAGAUAGAGUUUUCCUUUAUGACAAAUAUGUAUUUAGAAAAAUGUGCUUACAUUUCGCUUUCUUUAUUGUGAAACGAAAUUGUAAUUGAUUAUUCUUAUUGGAUGUUUUACACCGAUCAACUGGUUGGUAAACAGUCCUGAACUAAUCACGUGACUAUUUGUUCGUAAGGUAUGAUACAUCGGAUGGUUUUGAUCGGUUAGAUAGUGACUGACCUACAAACUGACUUCUAUUAUGAUGCCUAAAUAUGUUUAUUUUUUCUUUAGUAUUUUAUACAUAAGCUUGUUAUUGUACAUCAGAAAAAUGUAUUCUGAAGGGUGA